UAUAAACUUAAGAGAACCUCAUAGUGAGCCCUCGUUUCAAUAUUCAACAAUCAAAUCUUCAUUCAAAUACAUCAAGACAUCGCCUAGUUCAAUAGCAUAUAUCACACAUCAUGGGGGGCUACCAGUCAGAGCGAGCACCUCCGCCAUAUCAAUCAUAUCAACCAUACCAACCCCAACAUCCCCAGCAUCCCCAGCAUCCUCAGUACCCCCAGUAUCCUCAGCAUCCUCAACACCCUCAGUAUCAGCAUCCUCAGCAUUCCCAUCACAUGUACGAAGAAGAAGAUGAGUGGGAAUUAGACGAGGCUCAAGAAGAGGUCCGCGCGUACCGUGACAGGGAAUAUGACGAAAUGCAACAGCAAUACCUAAAUAGGUCCUUGAUAAGACCAGGAAAUGCGGGAUAUGCUGGAUCGUCUCUACAAACAGCGCCGGGGCGACUUCAAUAUCCUGUUAUCAUACCCCAACGACGACCCAAGGCGCGCAGCCGUGGUUUCAUCAGAGCUUAUGCGCCCGAUUUAAUGCGUUGUGGGAUCGACCAGCCUACUUUCAUGGCCUUCCUCGAUGGUUUCGAUAGAGCAACAGCGGGAUCGCCGGUUGUAGGUGCUGUCCACCUAGCGGGAGAUUUAAUGGGCUUAGUCCCCUCCGCCAUAGUGCAACCCAUUGCACUAGGUGUACAGAUUACCGCUGGCGUCUAUCAGGAGAUUCAGGAUCGCAGACACCAAAACGCCUACAUAUCAAAAAUGAACGACGAGCUUUUCCGCCCACGAGGCUUGUACUGUCUGAUCAUGGCCUACAGCGUCAAUUUCGACAAGCCUACAAACCAGCGGGACUUCAACUCCAGCAUGAAUGCCCGAACUGAUUCGCGCAGCACAUACCGAAGCAACGAUGGUAUGAGCGGAGGGAUCGAAUUUCCAGUUUCAGCAGAACUAGUUUUUCCAGACCUCGAAGAUUCAUCCGACGAUGAGCAAGUGGAGCAGACGGGGCAAAAGCCCGAGAGCAGUAUGAUGGGCUCGUUAUCAAAGACGUUCGAAAACCUCAAGGAUAAAAGGGAUAUCAAGGCUCAGAGGAAAUAUGUCCGGAAGAAUCCCACCAGCGCGCUCAACUCUCUUAUGGGGCCUAAACUAGAACUUACGCCUAAGGACCUCAAAAAGCAGGCACGUAGACUUGAGAAGGAUGAACGUAAAGAAGAAAAACGAGAGAGAAAACUUGAGAAAAAAGCUCUUAAACAUCCUGAGAGGGCUCCGAAGGGUCCGAAGAAGCGAAAGAUACGACAGGAUAUUUUGUACAUGAUGAUUAUGAACACACCACCUAGAGAGGAGAUGGAGAAUGCGAUGAGAGAGGUUGGGCGGACUAACAUGCUGAUACAGAAGAGUCUUUGAAGAUAUUACUGUCGCUAUCUGCUAUAGCUAUCGGUCCGGGGGUUGUCACCCAGAGAGGUUGAAGUUACGCCAUAUAGCCUAACCAACACGCCUAUUAAUGGGCGGCAAUGCACUAUCAUUACAGGCGCCAUAGUGCUAAGCCUUAGCAGAAAUACAGCAAGUUAUAGCGUGAGCCUCCACAGAAUCGAGGCUAUUAGAUAGAUUUGAAUAUUCUAAAACUCCUCCACC
This is a messenger RNA of Hypoxylon trugodes, 1604 nucleotides long. RefSeq lists its product as uncharacterized. The transcript has 5 exons. The coding region runs from base 111 to 1376 and encodes 421 amino acids. NCBI's taxonomy places the organism in Eukaryota, Fungi, Ascomycota, Sordariomycetes, Xylariales, Hypoxylaceae. The record is from RefSeq and is a predicted model, not a curated record.